Oncorhynchus tshawytscha (Chinook salmon) is the source of this 2406-nucleotide messenger RNA. Its product is annotated as polyhomeotic-like protein 2. Bases 33 to 1403 code for a protein of 456 amino acids. The transcript has 7 exons. Gene Ontology annotation, cellular component: PRC1 complex; nucleus. NCBI's taxonomy places the organism in Eukaryota, Metazoa, Chordata, Actinopteri, Salmoniformes, Salmonidae. Gene Ontology annotation, molecular function: zinc ion binding; protein binding. The record is from RefSeq and is a predicted model, not a curated record.
UGACAGGAAUAGAGGAGGAGGGGGAGGAAAGGAUGAAGAUAGAGGGAGAGGAGCAGAGAGAAAGGAUGGAUGUAGAGGAGGAGGAGCCGGGACAGAAAGAUGCGAUGAAAGGAGAGAAGGAGGUGGGGACUACCACUGACGAGGACAGUCCGAUAGACCCUCACCCCAAUGCUGACCCGGCUACUCAGAAUCACAUACACUUUGAUGCCCCCUCACACACACCUCAUAACCCCACCACUCAGAACGACAACCCCCCCCCCUCAGGUUACCCCAUAGACCUCCAGAGACCAUUGGACUGUCCCAUAGAGCGACCCCCAGACCUACUCCACAAGGACCAAGAGGACUUCUGUGAGAACAUGUCCACUCAGUCUGACAACCACUCAGUCUUGUCCAGUCUCUCCUCUCAGUCUCCCCCUGCCUCACCCUGCCUCACCCCUCCAUCUGACUUCCCUCCUCCUCUCCUGCCUGUUAGCCCCUCCCACUCAGAGACCCUCAGCCUAUCACAGAGCCGCUCUGAGACCCUUAGCCUAUCAGAGCGCGAGCCUUGGACACAGAGGGUGUGGCCAGAGGGCGGGAGGCGUGUCUUAACUCACCUGGUGGAGGGCUUCAUCAUACAGGAGGGGUUGCAGGCGUUCCCGGUGAACCGCUCAUCUCUGUUGUUGGGAGGGCAGGAGGGUGUCUCUCAGAAUGGGAACACAGAGGGGGCGGAGUUAUUACCAUUGACAGACACACCAGAGCCACCGGAACAUUCCAGCGAAUCAGAACGAGUGGGUGUGGCCACAGAUGACCCGCUGACAGGUACCAGAGAGAGACAGAGGGGGGUGUUACAGUGUGAGUCUUGUGGGAAGAGAGGCCAUGCCCACUCCUUCCACCGCUCCAAAAGAUACUGCUCCACUUCCUGUGCCCGCAGGCUUAAUGUAGGGAUGUCUAAACGUCUGCGUGCUCUGAGUGCAGGCAGCCAGCCAGAGGGGCGGCGCUUUGAGAUAAACAAGGAGGAGUCUGUUCCUGGGAAGCCCCUCUUACUGCGACUGCCCCGCGAAAUAUGGAGCGCCCAUCGCCGUGACUACGAAGGGGAAGAAGGGCAUGCUGUUCCCAUAACAACCAGGCUGGAGCGCAGAGCUGCACGGAGGGCAAGGAGGGCAUCAGAGCCAGCGAUGACCCCUAGUAACCCCACCGUGACCUCUACUGAACCCACACCUGCACAGUGGAGUGUAGAGCAAGUCUGGGACUUUAUACACACACUGCCAGGUUGUGUGGAUGUUGCAGAGGCGUUCCGUGUUCAGGAGAUAGACGGCCAGGCCCUGCUGCUGCUCACUGAGGACCACCUGAUGACCAGCAUGAACAUCAAACUGGGACCAGCGCUCAAGAUCUGUGCCCACAUCAACACACUCAGACACACAUAGAGAGGGAGAGAUGGAGGUGUGGUGGGACGGUGGGUGGUGGAGAAUAUAGAGAGGGGAAAAGGGGAGGGGUGGGGGGACGGUCUAAGGCACUGCAUCACAGUGCUUGAGGCGUCACGACAAACCCGGGUUCGUUCCCAGGCUGUGUCACAACCGGCCUUUGACCGGAAGUCCAAUAGGGCGGCAAACAAUUGGCCCAGCAUUGUCCGGGUUAGGGGAGGGUUUGGCCGGCGGGGCUUUACUUGGCCCAUCGUGCUCUAGGGACUCCUUGUGGCGGGCCGAGCGCCUGCAAGCUGACUUCGGUAGUCAGUUGAACGGUGUUUCCUCCGACACAUUGGUGCAGCUGGCUUCCAGGUUCAGCGGGCGGGUGUUAAGAAACACGGUUUGGUGGGUCAUGUUUCGGAGGACGCAUGACUUGACCGUCCCACUCCCGAGCCCUUUUUGGAGUUGCAGCAAUGAGACAAGAUCGUAAUUGGAUAUCACGAAAUUGGGAAGAAAAGGGGGUAAAAAACAAAAGAAAAAGUGAGGGAAAAUAGUGAUUGAUAGAUGGGAGAAGAGAGAGAGGGGAGCGGAGAAGGGGGGAAAACAAGAGAUCAAUUCAAGAGAUUAUCAACUGAGAGCAAUCAGUGAGAGAGGUAGGGGAUGUUAUUAUAUUCUGUUGUGUCUAUGUACAUAUUUUACAAUGCAGUCUAUUGGUUGUAAAUCUUAAACAUUUUCAUGAAGGAUUGUAAUAUACAGUAUGUAUUUGUCUGUUUGGUAAUUAUUUUAGAAUGUGGUGUCACAUGAAAACUGUCAAAUCUGUUUUGAUUUUACACAGCUGAUACACAGAUUUUUUUGCAUCACUGUGUGGAAAAUAAGGUCUUAACUAAAGAAAUUAUUACGUUUUAUAUAUGAUCUGAGAAAAAAGUUAUGUCUUGUUUUUCUCAACCAUGUCGUUUUGUGAGAUUUCUUAAUUUUUUUCUCUUAUCCUUCCUAUUCAAACUCUGUAAUAAAUGAAAUUAACUUA